AUGACCGCUGCCUCGGCUCAUACACAUGGAAGAAGACACUCAUCGGCACUUCCAUACGCCAUACCGUCCAAAUCUCUCCAUAAACUGCACAGCAAUGGCGGUUUACCAGGUGCACAUCUGCAUGGACAGCAUUAUUAUUCACAUAAUGACCGUAGUACGGGAUUUCCAACACUUCUGCGAAGCUUCGUAGUGCGUCGCACUUCGGAGGGAGAAUCUGGAAGACUUAAGGAGCUGUUGCGCUGCGAAACAUGCGGAAAGGCGUAUAAACAUAUUCUGUCACUUGCAAAGCAUCUUUGGGAACAUACCCCGGAAUGGACCAUGACGAAAAGGCUACUUAUCUCCAAGCACCAGCAGGUGCAGCUCUUGGAGGCUGCGUCGAUUUUAGUCGGAAUGACGGAGCCGGGCUCCAGCUUUGAUGACAAAGAUUCUGUGCUAUCGAGUCCGCCUCAACAUCCUUCUCUUGCGUACCUGUCGAUCGAGUACGAUGAUGAUGGGCUUCAGGUGCCUGGUGGCCACCAAAUCCCGCUGAAUUACUCGCCCAUGCCUGGAUGCGUGGGUGGCUAUAUCGAUGUACCCAGUAAAAGAUUUAUAAGGCCGCGGAUUGAAGAUGACGUGCUACGGAUAAGUGAAGAGGAUGAGUUGAAGUUAGAGGAAGAGGAAGAGCGCAACAAGACCAGUGAAGACGACGAUGAUGACCAGAUUGUUGGGCGUAUGGAGUGA
Messenger RNA from Australozyma saopauloensis, 720 nucleotides. RefSeq lists its product as uncharacterized. Lineage: Eukaryota; Fungi; Ascomycota; Pichiomycetes; Serinales; Metschnikowiaceae. The transcript has a single exon. Bases 1 to 720 code for a protein of 239 amino acids. The record is from RefSeq and is a predicted model, not a curated record.